Astrephomene gubernaculifera is the source of this 389-nucleotide messenger RNA. NCBI's taxonomy places the organism in Eukaryota, Viridiplantae, Chlorophyta, Chlorophyceae, Chlamydomonadales, Astrephomenaceae. The record is from the annotation of a GenBank genome assembly.
CCCCUCUUCCCUCGUUACCUCCUUCUGUGGUCGAAGGCAGGAAAAAUGGUGAACGUUCCUAAGACCAAGCGGGCCUUCUGCAAGGGGUGCAAGAAGCACAUGAUGAUGAAGGUCACCCAGUACAAGACUGGCAAGGCCUCCCUGUACGCGCAGGGCAAGCGGCGCUACGACCGCAAGCAGUCCGGUUAUGGUGGCCAGACUAAGCCCGUCUUCCACAAGAAGGCCAAGACCACGAAGAAGAUCGUGCUGAGGAUGCAGUGCCAAGAGUGCAAGCAGACCUGCAUGAAGGGCCUGAAGCGCUGCAAGCACUUCGAGAUUGGCGGUGACAAGAAGAAGGGCAACUAAAUGCAACGCUGCUUUGGGGACGUGUAACGGGAAAUGCGCAAUCC